GUCCGAUUACUUCGCCUUUAUAAGCCUUGGAUCGUGUCGCGAUGCCUGCAGUGUGCCUGAAAACGUCGGCAAGAUGAGAACCUUCAUCCUGUCAGCUCUGCUCCUCAUCGGUACCUGGGCUGCACUCGGUUCAGCAGCUCCUGCCGAUAAUCCAGAGUCCUCAACGGAGACUCCAGUUCCGGAGAAUUGCAUCCAAGGCGAGAACUGCAAUCUCCCCGACUGCUUAUGCGGCUCUAUCUACCACCCCGGAGAUUUUGACCUCUCGGAAGUGCCACAGUUCGUCGUCCUGUCCUUCGAUGAUGCCAUCACUGUCUCCAACUUUCCUUUCUACGAGGAGUUCAAGACACUUAUGAACCCCAACAACUGUCGAAUCACCAUGACGUUCUUUGUGUCCCACGCUUACACCAACUACUCCCUAGUUAACGAACUGCAUCGGCUCGGGCACGAGAUUGCUCUUCACUCUGUUACUCACAAGAGCGAUGUGCAGAACUACUGGCGACCGGCUAACAAGAGCGUAUGGAUGAGCGAAAUGAGCGACCUCAAGAAGAUUAUCAUGCACAACGCUAAAAUUCCCGAGGAAGAUAUCAAGGGCUGGCGUGCACCUUUCCUGGAAGUGGGAGGCGAUGAGAUGUACUCGGCCAUGGAAGAGCUAGGUCUCGAGUACGACUGCUCUUGGCCAACGCUCAAGUACACCAACUGGUAUGGCUCAAAUCCCUACGGUGCUCUGUGGCCCUAUACCCUUGACUAUCCUUCCAUUCAGGACUGUCAACUGGGUAGAUGUCCCGAAAAGCCCUACAAGGGGCUCUGGGUUGCCCCCAUGGUUGAUCUGAAUGACAACGUGGGAGAAGCUUGUGCCAUGUUGGACACGUGCAGGAGUAUUGACGACGAACUACUGAACAGCGCCGAUGCAGUCGAGUAUUUCCUAAAGCGAAACUUCGACCUCAACUACAAAAAUAAUCGAGCACCGUUCGGUCUCUACGCUCACCACGCCUGGUUCUACGAGAACGAGAUUAAUGAGUCCACUGCCCGCAGGGACGGGUACUUGAGAUUCCUGCAGUACCUGGCAACCAAGCCCGACGUUUAUGUUGUGUCCUUGAACCGCGUGUUGGAAUGGAUGAAGAACCCCGUCCCCGCCAGCCAAAUGAAUUUCAACGAAGCCUUCGGUUGCCCCACCUUCGACCCAGAAACCAACUGCCCUGAUAUCAGCAACUAUCAGUUUGAUGAGACGAACAAUCUGCCCGACCAUAUUAGCAGCAUGUCUAUGGCCUCCUGCACGAAGCCCAAGCCCAAGUAUUACCCUUGGCUCUAUAACCCUUACGGAAACGAGACGAUUGCUUAAAGGAUUAGGAUGACUGAAGUGAAAACGUCCACACAUAAAAAGUGGUAGUACUAUUGUGUGAAAAGAGUAAAAGGGGACAAAAUAUUAUAGUCUUUUCCUUUAUUGGUUGACAUCAUGUUUCGCCGCACUGAGGAAUCGGGAAAACAAGUGACAAACACAAAUUUAUGAUCUGUAAGGAGGUCAUUAGCCCUUGCACGAGAAGCAUUUUGUGAUCAAGAAGGAUUUCUUUUUUAAGUGAGAAUGAAAUACAGGUUAAAAAAAUAAUAAAAAAGAACCAAAAUUGAAAAAAAUAAAAAAUAAAGGCAUUGAA
This is a messenger RNA of Penaeus indicus, 1649 nucleotides long. RefSeq names its product chitin deacetylase 7-like. The transcript is spliced from 7 exons. Bases 74 to 1339 code for a protein of 421 amino acids. The record is from RefSeq and is a predicted model, not a curated record. NCBI's taxonomy places the organism in Eukaryota, Metazoa, Arthropoda, Malacostraca, Decapoda, Penaeidae. Gene Ontology annotation, molecular function: hydrolase activity, acting on carbon-nitrogen (but not peptide) bonds. Gene Ontology annotation, biological process: carbohydrate metabolic process.